Messenger RNA from Calypte anna (Anna's hummingbird), 2124 nucleotides. RefSeq names its product coiled-coil domain containing 134 (gene CCDC134). The record is from RefSeq and is a predicted model, not a curated record. The coding region runs from base 108 to 797 and encodes 229 amino acids. The transcript has 7 exons. Lineage: Eukaryota; Metazoa; Chordata; Aves; Apodiformes; Trochilidae.
ACGGCGGGGCGGGGCGGGAAAGCGGCGGCGGCAGCGGCAUGGCAGCGAGGCAGGGGUGAACGCCGAACCCGGUACCGGCAGCCGGCCCGCAGGGUGCGGUGGCCAACAUGGAUUUUCUCUUCAUCUGCCCCUUCCUGCUGCCACUGCUGCUAUCCCAGAGCAGCUUUGCAGACCUGGAAAAGCAGAGGGUGGACUCUGGAUUAGAAAUCUAUAAGAAGCUGUUUGAGGUGAAGCGCAAGGACCAGAUGAAUGCACUGAAGAACCUGAUCGAGCUCAAUGAUAUCAACCAGCAGUACAAAAUCAUUGACAUCAUGCUCAAGGGACUCUUCAAAGUGCUGGAGGACUCCCGGGCUGUGCUCAUUGCUGCUGACGUGCCUCCUGAUGGCCCUUUCCCUCAGGAUGAGAAGAUAAAGGAUGCAUACUCACACGUGGUGGAGAACACCGCUUUCUUUGGGGACGUCGUCCUGCGCUUCCCCAAGAUUGUGCACCACUACUUUGACCGCAACUCCAACUGGAACAGCCUGAUCCGCUGGGGCAUCGGCUUCUGCAACCUGACAGGCGUGUUCGAGCAAGGACCUCACUCCCAGGUUCUGGGGCUGAUGGCUCAGGAGCUGGGAAUCAGUGAAAAAUCACCUGAUUACCGCAACCCCUUUAAAACAGACCACUCAGAGUUUUUCCCCAGUGCUGACACCUUCCAGAAGGCGCUGCGGGAGGAGGAGAAGCGGAGGAAGAAGGAGGAGAAGCGGAAGGAGAUCCGCAAGGGCCCACGCAUCUCCCGCUCGCAGUCAGAGCUGUAGCACACGGGGUCUUGCUCCCCGCGGUGGGGGCGAUGCCGCUGGGACAUGAAGCCUCUCACUCCCUCUUGGCAGCCUCGGGCCGGUGCGCGGUGGUCCCCUUGCUGUUUGUGCUGCAGGUUUUUGUUUUGUUGCCUUUCCCUUUCCUUCAGCGGGGGGCCAGGCCACGGUGUCACUGGGUUGCCCCAGCAGGGCUGGGGGGCACUGGAAUGGGGGGCCCCUUCCCCAGAGCUGAAGCACAGAUGGGAAGGCAGUGGACCCAUCCCCUGGACUGCUUGGGGCGUUGCCCCCCGUGGUGGGUGAGGAGGGACACGCUGUGGAUAAGCCCCACCGGGAGCCCGGGGAUCCCUCCCUUCUGCAGCACAGGGUGCCCUGCGCUGAACGUGCCUCCUCUGCUGUGGGUGGGCUGGGGAGCGCAUCACGGCAAACAGCCUCUGAGCAAUGCUGCUUCCCUCAGUUUUGGUGGUUUGUUUUUUUGUUGUUUGGGGCUUUUUGUUGCUUUUUAUUUUUUAGCCGAUGAUGUCAUCAGCACCCUCCCACCUGGUUUAUACCUGGCCUCUGCCCAGGCGCUACAUCUGCCAGAUCAGCUCUCCCCUCUUUCCACCAGAUGUUUUACCAAGCAACAUGUGUUUCAUCAGUCAGCUGUUGUUGAAAAGGCAGAUUGUGCCGUUUCCUGGCCUGAUGGCAUCCCAAUCUUCCUCUUCCUCUCCAUCGACGGGAGAAAAACAUGCAGUGAAUUUUUGGGAAGGAGGAAUUUUUACUCUUGGCCCUCUUCGCAGCCCAUGUGUGCCCAUCAUUCAAGCCCUGCCCUAGGUGCGGAGGAACCAGCCCUGAACCACUGUGAACCUGUCCUACACCCGUCCUACACCCCACACACUGCCCUCACUGUCCUGCUCCCCUCAUCCCUCCAGUGUGGGGCUGCUCCUCUCUAAUUAAGUCACCCAAUCCCCCUUCUGAAGGGGCCAGCUGGCUGUGGGCAGGUGGGGACAGCAGGGCUUCCACCCUCCGGGGGGUGUGUGGGCUGCAUGGAGGGCAGAGGCAAGGGGCUGGCCCCGGGUCCCGGCACAACCCCCCCUACCAAUUCACAUAGUUGCUAAUGAACUCACACCCGAAGAGGCUUUUGCAGAGGGAUCGCCCCCGAGAAGCAGGUGCUCUGUGCCGAGCCGGGGGCACCGCAGCCUUUGGGAAAGGGGAAACGUCCUGAUUUUUUAAUGCGGAGCCACGUCCGUCCGGCGCUGGAGGUGGGGGGUGGUAAUGAGCGCGUGAUUUGUUUAAUUUGAUUAAAACUGUUGGGGUUUUUUCAUUUUUAAGUAAAAGAAGCUAGAUCUUU